Messenger RNA from Miniopterus natalensis, 1910 nucleotides. Lineage: Eukaryota; Metazoa; Chordata; Mammalia; Chiroptera; Miniopteridae. The record is from RefSeq and is a predicted model, not a curated record.
AUGGAGAUGAAAAUGUCUCUCUCAUCAGAAUUGUUUGUCAAAGAAAACCAUGAGCUGCGGAUCGCGGGUGGUGCCGUGCGCGACCUGCUCAACGGGGAGAAGCCGCAGGACGUGGACUUCGCCACCACGGCCACCCCCGAGCAGAUGAAGGGCAUGUUCCAGGCGGCUGGUGUCCGCAUGAUCAACAACAAGGGGGAGAAGCACGGGACCGUCACAGCCAGGGAGACGCCGGGGCAGGGACCUCUGCGGCUCUCACAGCUGGGAAACCACGUCCCCGGGGCUCCUUCAGACAAACACAUGGAGAUGAAAAUGUCUCUCUCAUCAGAAUUGUUUGUCAAAGAAAACCAUGAGCUGCGGAUCGCGGGUGGUGCCGUGCGCGACCUGCUCAACGGGGAGAAGCCGCAGGACGUGGACUUCGCCACCACGGCCACCCCCGAGCAGAUGAAGGGCAUGUUCCAGGCGGCUGGUGUCCGCAUGAUCAACAACAAGGGGGAGAAGCACGGGACCGUCACAGCCAGGCUGCACAAAGAGAAUUUUGAGAUCACCACAUUGCGGAUUGAUGUCACCACGGACGGACGGCACGCGGAGGUGGCAUUCACGACGGACUGGCAGAAGGACGCUGAGCGCAGAGACCUCACCAUCAACUCCAUGUUUCUAGGCUUUGACGGCACUUUAUACGACUACUUUAAUGGUUACGAAGAUUUAAAAAAUAAGAAAGUGAGAUUUGUUGGACAUGCUAACACAAGGAUACAGGAAGAUUACCUUAGAAUUUUAAGAUAUUUCAGGUUUUAUGGGAGGAUUGUUGACAAGCCUGGUGACCAUGAUCCUGAGACUUUGGAAGCAAUUGCAGAAAAUGCCAAAGGCCUGGCUGGCAUAUCAGGAGAGCGGAUUUGGGUGGAACUGAAGAAGAUCCUCGUUGGAAAUCACGUGAACCACUUGAUCCACCUCAUCUACGACCUCGGGGUGGCCCCUCACAUAGGUCUGCCUGCUAAUGCCAGUUUGGAAGAAUUUGACAGAGUCAGUAGAAACGUGGAAGGAUUGUCACCAAAGCCUAUGACACUCUUGGCUUCCUUGUUGAAAGUGCAGGACGACGUCACCAGGCUGGACCUGAGGCUGAAGAUGUCAAAGGAGGAGAAGAACCUUGGCUUGUUUCUGGUCAAAUAUAGGAAGGACCUAGUUAAAGCCACCGACAGUUCAGAGCCCCUGAAGCCCUAUCAGGACUUCAUCAUAGACUCCAGGGAGCCCGACGCCCCCGCCCGCGUCUGGGAGCUGCUCAAGUACCAGGGCCAGCCCGGCGCCCUGGGGGCCCUGCAGCAGUGGUCGGUGCCGGCGUUCCCUGUGAGUGGCCACGACCUCCGGAAAGCGGGCGUCUCCUCCGGGAAGGAAAUCGGGGCGCUGCUGCAGCAGCUGCGAGAGGAGUGGAAGAGGAGCGGCUACCGGAUGCAGAAGGACGAGCUGCUGAGUCACAUGAAGAGGGACUGAGCGCGGGUGGCCUGGGCGCAGGGCUCCAGUAAGGCCUGUUUCCUCCCUCCCUGAGGUCUGGGACUCGGGCCCCAAGGGGCCGCCGCCGAGGGGAGCUCUCCGGAGGACUCAGGUCUUCUACACUCUGGACUCGAUGGUGUCAGGCACCCAACUGCAGCUCCCGCCUCUGCCCUGACCACUGACCCUCAUCCUCCGGGAACGGCUCCCGCUGAGGAAAGGACCCUGGGCCUGGCCAUGCGUCGCCUGUCUCGGCUUUCACGUGUCUGCAUAGGGCACCCUAAAGUUAAUCUUGAAAAGAUCAGUCUGUUUAGAGGGAAAUGUGUCCUGGUGUCUGCAGUUGAAAGCCUGGGUCACAUUACACACUUGUCUAUGGUAAGCGCUAGUUCUUACCUGAAUUCCAGAAUAAACUUGUGUUUGAAAAGAGGUGA